Molecule: messenger RNA, 2838 nt
Organism: Galeopterus variegatus (Sunda flying lemur)
Lineage: Eukaryota; Metazoa; Chordata; Mammalia; Dermoptera; Cynocephalidae
Gene: GABRG1
Product: gamma-aminobutyric acid (GABA) A receptor, gamma 1
Exons: 8
Coding region: 210-1289 (359 amino acids)
Biological process (GO): nervous system process; signal transduction; monoatomic ion transmembrane transport
Cellular component (GO): synapse; neuron projection; dendrite membrane
Molecular function (GO): inhibitory extracellular ligand-gated monoatomic ion channel activity; benzodiazepine receptor activity; GABA-A receptor activity
Source: RefSeq, a predicted model, not a curated record
AUAAAGCAGAUGAUGAAGAUGAUGAGGAUUUAACAGUGAACAAAACUUGGGUCUUGGCACCAAAAAUUCAUGAAGGAGAUAUCACACAAAUUCUCAACUCAUUGCUUCAAGGUUAUGACAAUAAACUUCGUCCAGAUAUUGGAGUGAGGCCUACGGUAAUUGAAACUGAUGUUUAUGUAAAUAGCAUUGGACCAGUUGAUCCCAUAAAUAUGGAAUAUACAGUAGAUAUAAUUUUUGCCCAAACCUGGUUUGACAGUCGUUUAAAAUUUAACAGUACCAUGAAAGUGCUUAUGCUUAACAGUAAUAUGGUUGGAAAAAUUUGGAUUCCUGACACUUUCUUCAGAAAUUCAAGAAAAUCUGAUGCUCACUGGAUAACAACUCCUAAUCGUCUACUUCGAAUUUGGAAUGAUGGACGAGUUCUAUAUACUCUAAGAUUGACAAUUAAUGCAGAAUGUUACCUUCAACUUCAUAACUUUCCUAUGGAUGAACAUUCCUGUCCACUGGAAUUUUCAAGCUAUGGAUACCCGAAAAAUGAAAUUGAAUAUAAGUGGAAAAAGCCCUCUGUAGAAGUGGCUGAUCCUAAAUACUGGAGAUUAUAUCAGUUUGCAUUUGUAGGGUUAAGGAACUCAACUGAAAUCUCUCACACAAUCUCUGGGGAUUAUAUUAUCAUGACAAUUUUUUUUGACCUGAGCAGACGAAUGGGAUAUUUCACUAUUCAGACCUACAUCCCAUGCAUUCUGACAGUUGUUCUUUCUUGGGUGUCUUUUUGGAUCAAUAAAGAUGCAGUCCCUGCAAGAACAUCACUGGGUAUCACUACAGUUCUGACUAUGACAACUCUGAGUACAAUUGCCAGAAAGUCUUUACCUAAGGUGUCUUAUGUGACUGCAAUGGAUCUCUUUGUUUCUGUUUGUUUCAUUUUCGUUUUUGCAGCCUUGAUGGAAUAUGGAACCUUGCAUUAUUUUACCAGCAACAAAAAAGGAAAACCUACUAAGGAAAGAAAGCUAAAAAACAAAUCCUCGAUGUCCUCUGGUCUUCAUCCUGGAUCUACUCUGAUUCCAAUGAAUAGCAUUUCUGUGCUGCAAGGAGAAGAUGAUUAUGGGUAUCAGUGUUUGGAGGGCAAGGAUUGUGCCAGCUUCUUCUGUUGCUUUGAAGACUGCAGAACAGGAUCUUGGAGGGAAGGAAGGAUACACAUACGCAUUGCCAAAAUUGACUCCUAUUCACGAAUAUUUUUCCCAACAGCUUUUGCCCUGUUCAAUCUGGUUUAUUGGGUUGGCUAUCUUUACUUAUAAAUGCUACUCAGUAGGCAAAAAUCAUAAGAAGUCUGACUACAUCCAAUAUAAUCUUUUGUACUUCAGUAACAUGAAGUUUAUAUUUAAAAUGCAGAGAAACGAAUGGUGAAAAUGUGAAUAGUAUUGUAACUAUUUUAAGGCCUUCAUAGGUAAGUAAAGUAGCAGCUUUUAGAUUCAUUUACUUAAAUUUAUAUGAAAAUGAUUAGUGGCAAAAUCCAGUACGUUAGAAUACUAUUAUAUAAUUUUACUUUAAUUUUUAAAAAUUUACUUAUAUUCUAUCAAGAUUUUGAAUUUAUUAUGAGUUCUAUGAUUCAUAUAUUAAACAUGGAAUAAUUCUAAUACAUAUUUUGUUUAAAUAUAAUCGAUCAUUGUUUGUAAUGGGAGACUACUACCUAAUAUUUAUGUAACAAUUUUUUGCCUAGAACAGAUUGUUAAUUUGUUUUUUCUUCUUGCUUUUUAUUUGUAUGCCCUGUUUGGAAUGCAGUUAGUUAAAAACAUAAAACCAUGAAUUCCUUGGAUUUAUUUCCAAGAAGUUUUACUCCCAACAAGAGAUUAACUUAUUUUUAAAUUAUUUAUCAAUUACAGAAGACUUAUGAAAAGGCCAAAUUUUACCUGUAUUUUAAUCCAAUACAUUUUCUGACACAAUAUUAAAUAGAACUCCAAUUAAAUUUAGAAACUAUGUGGGUGAUUUGCAAACUUGGAUGGAAACCACCAAAGUCAUUUAUUUUAAAUCAAGAAAAAUGUUACAUUUAACCAUUUUAUUCUCUGCCUCAUAGCACUUAUGAAGUAUAAAGAGGUUAAAAUUGAAAUGGUAAAAUCUAUCAACAAUGAAUUUAAAUGCAGAAAGAAAUAAUCUUUUUUUUUUUUUUUAGUGUUCUGUGAGAGUGUUGUAGUUCUUAAAUUAACAAAAGUAUUGAGGAACAGUAUUUGUAUUUACUCAUUAUGGUUAAAGAAUUAUCUGACAAAUUAAUUGCAGGUGAAAUUGAGGAUAUGGUCUUAAAUAUGUGCUAUUUUUUUUUCUCUUUAAUCUAAAUAUUUUUCAUUUUGUGUAUCUCAGCUAAAUCUGAAUUUUUUCACUUUGCCUACAACCUCUGAAAAAUAAGCAUGAAUUGAACAAUUAUGCCCAAUAUUCACCUAUGCUGCUUUUUUUUUUUUUUUUUUGGAUGGAGAGUCAAAUUAAACUUUGGCCAUUUAUAUAUUCAUUUACAGAUGAUUCUUGUAUUCAUCUCUAUAACACUGAGUAUUGAUGGAUAUUGUUAAGGUGAACAUUCAUUUAGGGAUAAAUAAAAAAUGAAGUACUCAUGAAGAAUAAAAUACUUCACUAAAAUGUAUUAAGGCUAUUUCCAUGUUUUCAGCUAUAGCCUUCCCAUAAUCAUAGGGCGGUUUUGAUUUUGAGACUCUUUCAAGUGCAUCUGAGCAUGACUAUAUUUUAAAAUACUUAAAAAUGUUUGACAUAAAUAUCCUUGAUUUUCUCAUUGGUGUUUCAUUCAUUUGGCAUUAAAUGUUGGCAAUAUUUACAGGUGGAAAUAAAAUUGAUAAAAACAUGAAA